AUGACCCCAACCCAGCAAAAGUAUUCAAUCUACGAUCAAGAAUUGUUGGCUCUCAUAUCGGCGUUAGACAAAUGGAGACACUUAUUGCGCAGUGCGAAAGUUACGGUGUACACGGACCACCAGGCCCUCACCUUCCUCCAACGCUUGAGCUCACAGAAGCCCUUGCGGGGCCGAACUGCACGUUGGCUAGAUUUCCUUGCGGAAUUCUCAGAUCUCACUAUCACCUACCUUCAGGGAGCGAAAAAUAAGGUGGCAGACGCGCUGUCUCGGCACCCUCGGCACGGUAGUGGGGAACCUAACAGAGUACAAAAUCUACUAGCUUCAAUGGUUCAACGCCAAGGGACCCCAGCAGCGCAGCCUCAUUACUCGACUCGGCUUGUCACGGGGUCGGUGCCUCAUCCGGACUUUCGCGCGAUGAUAGGGCGGCGUCUGCCCACGAGGCAACAACGGAAAAGUGGAUCGGAGUCACAACAGGCAGCGGGAUCGGCCGGCACGAACGAAUCGCAUCAGCCAACGAUAUCGGCUGGUGCAAAGGAGUCGCACCUGGGAGCGGGAUCGGUUGAUGCGAAUGAGUCGCAGCAGGCAACGGGCUCGGGUGAUUAUGGCCGAAGCUCCUACGACUCCUGA
Messenger RNA from Eimeria mitis, 627 nucleotides. RefSeq lists its product as uncharacterized. NCBI's taxonomy places the organism in Eukaryota, Apicomplexa, Conoidasida, Eucoccidiorida, Eimeriidae. The record is from RefSeq and is a predicted model, not a curated record. The coding region runs from base 1 to 627 and encodes 208 amino acids. The transcript has 2 exons.